This is a messenger RNA of Suillus paluster, 1048 nucleotides long. RefSeq lists its product as uncharacterized. The coding region runs from base 1 to 837 and encodes 278 amino acids. The transcript is spliced from 15 exons. The record is from RefSeq and is a predicted model, not a curated record. NCBI's taxonomy places the organism in Eukaryota, Fungi, Basidiomycota, Agaricomycetes, Boletales, Suillaceae.
AUGUCAGUCCCAGACACCUUUGGAUUGCAGUUAGCCAAGUAUACUAACGUCGCUGCAUCAGCAAUUUUAAUUUAUGACUACUUCAUCACGUUACACUCCGAAGUCCGAUGGACCUGGGGACGGAAGUGGGGGAUCAUCCGCACGGCCUUCACGAUUUCAAGAUAUGUACCUUUUGCUGGUGCACUUAUGACCUCAUAUUCCGCUGUGAAGACAUGGGGCACGCAAAAUUGUGCGCCUUUCAACGAUGCUGUCGAUGGCAUACAUUUUUUAGGCAUCUUUGCCUCGGAAGGAUUAUUGAUUGCCAGGGUCUACGCCUUCUCUGGCAACAAAAAGGCUUACCUUAUUGUUCUUCUCUCCUUUGGUUUGGCCAUCCUGGUGACGGCUGUGAUUCUAAGUGCUGCCCCUAUCAAUUUGAAUAUCCCAGGAGUCGCCCCGCCUUGUGUAUUGGAGAGGGCUCGUAGUAAAGCCCUCGCAUAUGGACUCUUGAUGUUCUUCGAGAUUGUUCUCAUGUCCACUACUGCAUUCUUGAGAUAUCGACACUAUCUUGGUUCUGGUAGCAAGCUAAUGAGGGCUGUCUAUCGGGAUGGACUGCUCUACAUGUUCUGCAUCAUGAUGAUAUCGACAGUCAAUGUGAUUGUUAUUGCCGUGCUGCCUCUCUCGUACAGCGAGAUGCUGAACACACCUCAGAUCGUUGCGCACAGCGUUCUUGCUUCUCGAAUACUUUUCAAUCUUCAAGUGAACAAUGAGCGGCACGUCUUCCCUUACCUACCAAUCGACGUCUUCGAUGGAAAUGCUAUCGCAUCCACAAGAAUUUCAAGCGCGGUCUGGAGAGGAUGAGACAGUUGUUGGUGCUGUCCACUCAGAUCAAGUUUAGACCUGCUAGUUCUGUGGGUAAUAUAAAUAGCACUUAUCAUUCGGGUUUGUUGACUAUGGAUUUCUCACCCUCUCAAUCGCUUUCGCAUUCCAUGCACCCCAGUGGUGAGCUACUCUACUAACCCUUUGCAUGCGUUCGCAAUGCUCUGAAGUAGCCUAUCGUGUCAAUAUGGAC